AUGCAAUUUCCAAUUCAUGAACCACAGAUUCAUUGGAGGCAGAAAGCACCUAAGGUUGGUAAGAGAUAUGAGGGGCCUGAUCAAUUGAAAGAGUGCUUGUCAUACUAUGCACUGGCCAAUGGGUACUCACUAUGGUAUGAGAGAACUUCCAAGAGUCAUAUAAUUGCAAGAUGUGGAGUUAGGCCACCAAAGCUAUCUAAGCCUGAGAAGGGGGGACAAAAGAAGAGCAACAGAUACCAGCCUUCUACAAAGACAUGUAAAUGGAGGUUGGCUGCUUCUUGGAUGACAACUGAGAGGUCUUUCCAAGUAAAGAAAUUAACAGAAGAGCAUACCCGUGUAAGAAACUUUAAAUAUGGUACUUUGAUAAAUUACAAAUGGAUAGGUAGGCAUUUUGCAGACAGAAUAAGACAACAACCAGACAUUAAGUGUUCUUUACUACAAGAGUUAGUGAUGAAAAAGUAUAAAUGCUUUGUAACACAACAACGAGUUAAAAGGGCUAGGCUAUGGGCUUUGAAUGAGUAUGAAAGAUCACUAGAGGAGCAUUAUGCAAUGCUUAGGCCAUAUGCUGAUGCACUUCUUAGGACCAAUGCAGGAUCCAUUGUCCAAUUAGGAACCACUACAAACCCUGAUGGAAAAACCUAUUUUGAUAGGUUUUAUGUUUGUCUGUUUGGCUUGAAAGAAGGGUUUAAAAAAGGAUGUAGGAGGGAGGUUGCUUUAUAUGGGUGUUUUUUGAAGACAUCAUGUAAAGGGGAAUUGCUAACUGCUGGUUUGUUAGAAGCUAUUAAGGAAGUGAUGCCAAGAGCCGAGCACAAACAGUGUGCCAGAUAUAUAUAUGAGAACUUUAGGAAGGUUUAUAGUGGAGUGGAGUAUAGAAACUUAUUUUGGAAAGCUGCUAAAUCAACUUACCCUGCACAAUUUGAUGAUGUGAUGAAAGAAAUCAAGGCUUCAAACCCAAAUGCAUUCAAGUAUUUGAUGGAAAGGAAUCCAAAGUCUUGGUGCAGGGCCUUUUUUGAUACUACUAGUUGCUGUGAAGCUGUUGAGAAUGGUUAUAGUGAAUGCUAG
Molecule: messenger RNA, 1062 nt
Organism: Erigeron canadensis
Lineage: Eukaryota; Viridiplantae; Streptophyta; Magnoliopsida; Asterales; Asteraceae
Exons: 3
Coding region: 1-1062 (353 amino acids)
Source: RefSeq, a predicted model, not a curated record